Molecule: messenger RNA, 741 nt
Organism: Mya arenaria
Lineage: Eukaryota; Metazoa; Mollusca; Bivalvia; Myida; Myidae
Product: octapeptide-repeat protein T2-like
Exons: 1
Coding region: 1-741 (246 amino acids)
Source: RefSeq, a predicted model, not a curated record
AUGGCCGACGGACGGAUAAAUAGGCAGAAAGGCAGACCUAUUGACAGAAAGGCCGACAUACAGAAGGAUAGGCAGAAAGGCAGACCUAUUGACAGAAAGGCCGACAUACAGAAGGAUAGGCAGAAAAGCAGACCGAUUGACAGAAAGGCCGACAGACAGACGGAUAGGCAGAAAAGCAGACCUAUUUACAGAAAGGCCGAUAUACAGAAUGAUAGGCAGAAAGGCAGACCGAUUGACAGAAAGGCCGACAGACAAAAGGAUAAGCAGAAAGGCAGACCGAAUGACAGAAAGGCCGACAGAGAGAAGGAUAGGCAGAAAGGCAGACCGAUUGACAGAAAGGCCGACAUACCGAUGGAUAGGCAGAUAGGCAGACCGAUUGACAGAAAGGCCGACAUACAAAAGGAAAAGCAGAAAGGCAGACCGAUUGACAGAAAGGCCGACAGACAGAAGGAUAGGCAGAAAGGCAGACCGAUUGACAGAAAGGCCGACAUACACAUGGAUAGGCAGAUAGGCAGACCGAUUGACAGAAAGGCCGACAGACAGAUGGAUGGGCAGAUAGGCAGACCGAUUGACAGAAAGGCCGACAGACAGAUGGAUAGGCAGAAAGGCAGACCGAUUGACAGAAAGGCCGACAUACAGAUGGAUAGGCAGAAUUGCGGACUGAUUGACAGAAAGGCCGACAGACAGACGGAUAGGCAGAAAGGCAGACCUGUUGACAGAGACAGACAGAAAGGCGGAUAG